Messenger RNA from Colletotrichum paranaense, 2481 nucleotides. RefSeq lists its product as uncharacterized. The record is from RefSeq and is a predicted model, not a curated record. The coding region runs from base 1 to 2481 and encodes 826 amino acids. Lineage: Eukaryota; Fungi; Ascomycota; Sordariomycetes; Glomerellales; Glomerellaceae. The transcript has 4 exons.
AUGGACGCCCCGAGAACUUUUGGCCCGCCCCGGCAGGCUACGUUCCAUGACAUUCCUUAUGAGAAACGAUGGGACUACCUCAAGGAUAUAAUCGUCAAGGCCUUUUUGGGAGAUGCUACAAGCAGCCCACUGACAUUCCCUAAACUUUCCGAGUUCAUGAAGAAGCACCAUGGCUUUGAUGCAUCACCCACCCAGUAUCGCUAUCGCCUCUGCCAGUGGAACAUCCGAAAAAAUACAAAGAAAGUAGAGAAGACUGCGGCGAUUACCGCCCUCGGGAAGCGCAAUCGUGUCGGAGGCAGCACCUCGGAUGUGAAGAUUCGACAAGGGGGAUCGAUGAUGCCCAUGGACAGCAAACAGGUGAAGCGGUUCAUCAAUGACAGUAUCCGUCACCACUCUGUCCCGUCAUUGAUCCCUGGCAUAGUUUCUCAGUGGAACCUGCCAUACAUCGCGUACCGUGCCUCGCUCGGGAGGCAAGACGAUCAAUCGUCUCCGUUCAACUGCAAUCCACCGACCCCGCAAUAUCUCCAAAUCAACAGCCCCGAGGCAUCUGCCUGUCAAGCUUCGGACAUGUCUCCUGGUGUUGCUCUCGUUCGGAGGAAGACCAUGCUAGAUCGAACACUCGCAGAUUGGCUGCAUGACUACUGGAUGUACUGCUUCGUGAGGGCCAAGUUCUGGGGAACCGGCCCUCAAGAAUGGACAGCCGGAAUGGUCUCGCAGUUCACACUUGGCUCAGUCACGAAUGAAACGCCUCUGAACUCCCGCUCGCCUUCCGCAAUGAUCUCUGGACAAUCUUCAUCGGGGUCCCGUCGCGUCGAAGCUCCACGACCAACACAGCUAUGUCACUGGGCCAUUCACCAUAGAAAUACAGUGCAUUACGAGUUUCUACCCUCUUCUCCACGUGUGGAACAAGAAAGUUUUGAUCUCGGUGACCAAUCGUCUUGGACUGCGUGGACGGAUUCUCAGAGAUCCCAGUCUUACCAAAACUCCAUUCAUGAAGCCUUUAUCCACAACCGAUUCAGUACAACUGCCCCCGAGGAGGUUCCAAUAGCUUGUGAGGUCGUUUCAGAGGUCAUUUCGACAUCUGACAUGCCAUUGGCAUUGGACUCGUUGGCAUUUGCCAUUAUGGCUGGCAACAUAGAACUUAUCUCAAAAACUCUUUCCGAAAUGCGGCUCUCAGCCAAGACUAGGAUACUGGACUUCACGGGUAUCUACCCAUACCAUCUUGCGGCAUCCUUUCUAGAUGGAGGAAGAACCUGUUGUCUUAUGCUCCAUGAACUUACUAUGGAAUUGCAAGGCUACCAUUAUCCAAUCGCUCUCAACAACUUGGACUCCAACGAACAUACUGUGUUAGACUGUCUUAUGAUUUCAGUCUUGCGCUCCCACACAAACCUUUCUCCGGCAGAAGUCAGCACAAGUUCCGUUCAAUGCACUCGCUUUCCAGGCGAAGAGAAGGAUAUUUGUGGGCGAUGGGAUGCCAACUCACCAGAACUACGACAGCUCUACAAAUCUGGACAAGCGAAAAUCCCGGACUAUUGGAAGCACAAUUUCUGUCACAGCUCUGUACAGGCCGUGUGCCACAGCAUGAUGGCAAUUCUUUUGCCUUCGUCAAGGCCAAACAUCAACAUCGUCAGCGGCCUCUUUCGACGACGUUGCACCAGCUGCGGGCUUGAGAUGAAACUAGGCCCGCUGCAUACUCUUGUGGCUGUCGCUUUCCAUCUAGCAGAGAAUGGAAAGAGUGGCGAAACGCUGUUUGGGGCACUGGCUUGUCUCGUCUGUCUCCUUGUACUAGGGGCCGACCCCGCUCAAGUUGCAGACUUGUCAGUGCUCGACAUAUUCUCGUCUCCUGAUGAAGAAGUGUGUCUUCAUAGACCCAUGACUGCCUUAGAACUGGCGGACCAAGUUCCAAGAGCAGUUAGUGAAGCUUGGGGGGCUUCUUCUAAGCUUGGCUGGAAAUGCCUCUUGUUGGUUUUGCGCCACACAACUCCGUCCUCGCAGCAACACGAGCAAUUCAUGAAGUUUAGCUUCAAAUCAAAUAUGUGUUGUCAGUUACACGACGAUGAAGACCGAGACGAAAUAUUAGAUGAGAGAGAUAGAAGCUCAUUACAUGAUGAGCGGGGUGAGUGCCCGCUGAUUGAUGCACAUGAAGACAUCGGGCUUCCCCCUGUUAACCAGAAUCUCGGUGUUCUCUGGGCGACAAUUCAAACAGAGCUUCUCACUUACCGAAAGGUCAAUGUUAAUGAUGCAGCCAUCUCAGAUCGCUUUCAACUAUCUUCUCUUUUGAGCUGGCUCGAAGGGGGAUCAGAUACGUUCGAGACGCCUCUGCUGACGAAUGGCAUAAUGAAAUCUCACACGCCAUGUGGGUGGUUUAAUGGACGGGCAAGCCCGUUCGCGGUCACAGCGUCCGAUGUGUGUUCAGAAUAUUUCAUGAAUAUGGACAUCUGGUCUCGGGCCUCUUUCAUUGAAGAGAUGAUCAUUGAUUGA